Prorocentrum cordatum is the source of this 1176-nucleotide messenger RNA. NCBI's taxonomy places the organism in Eukaryota, Dinophyceae, Prorocentrales, Prorocentraceae. The record is from the annotation of a GenBank genome assembly.
AUGGCGCCGAACAACGCCCUGGGCGGCCCCACGGCGGCGGGUCUCCGCGAGGCGGCGGAGACCCAAGGCGUUCCCGCCGUGCGCACCGGGACGAGGGUGAGCUCCCCAGCCCCGGUGGCGUCCACUCGAGUCGCGACCGCGGAUGGCUUCGGCGCCGGCAUGGUCUCGUCAGCAGAGGUGGCGGCCCGCGGCACCGGCUCCGCGGCCCGCACACCGCUGGAGGAGUUCGAGGCGAGGCCGAACAACGAGGUCCGUUGCUUCUUCACGGGGCUGAUGUUCGUCACCCGCCUGCCAUGCCCAGGCUGGUGCGACCAUCACCCAGGCUAUCUGAUGCGUGGGAUGGCAUGGUUCCCCGUGCUGGGGUGCAUCGUCGGCCUCUGGGCGUCGGUCUGGUUCGACGCCCUGGCGCUCCUCUGGCCGCCGCUGGCCGCAGCAGCAUCCACCAGCGCCGCGACGCUGUGGCUGACCGGCUGCUUCCACGAAGACGGCCUCUGCGACACUAUCGACGCGUUUGGAGGCGGCUGGACGAAGUCCCAGAUCUUGCGGAUCAUGAAGGACUCGCGGUGCGGCUCGUACGCGGUGAUGGCCGGCUCCCUGUGGGCCCUCGCCAAGGUGAUCCUUCUCGGCUACCUCGGGCCGUCACACUGGGCCCUUGCGGGCAGCACAGGUGCCGGCCCUGCGUUGCUGGUGGCGAACUGCGUCGCUCGCGCGACGGCGGCCCCGCUGAUCUACUGCUGCGAGUACGUCGUCGACGACGAGGAUGCCAAGGGCGAGUACUACAACUGGUUCGCCGAGUCGCGCAGGCUGCUCGGCCUCCCGCGGACGGCGUUCGCGGUCGUGUCCGCCACGGCGGUCGCCUUCGUGCUCCAGCCGCCGGGGCACGCCGCGCGGGCGGUUGCCGCGGGCUGCGGCGUGACCGUCGCCGCUGGCAUGUAUGGCAAUUCGGUCCUCGGCGGCGUCAUGGGCGACUUCUUGGGCGCGACCAUCUGCAUGGCGGAGCUGGCCGUGUAUUUUGCCCUCACCGCCAACCUCGAGGGGCUCGCCGCCGCCGGCCUGGCGGGCUGGCCUGCCGCUGCCGGCCCGUGGUUCCGGCUAGCCGCGCUUGUGGCGGCGCCGCAGGCCUACGCCCACCUCGUGCGCGGGCCGCUGGCGGCGAUGCAGGGCGCGGAUUGUUGA